Molecule: messenger RNA, 327 nt
Organism: Aspergillus tubingensis
Lineage: Eukaryota; Fungi; Ascomycota; Eurotiomycetes; Eurotiales; Aspergillaceae
Product: TMEM14 family protein
Exons: 3
Coding region: 1-327 (108 amino acids)
Cellular component (GO): membrane
Source: RefSeq, a predicted model, not a curated record
AUGGCUGAACACCCGUCCUUCACUCUGGCUUGCCUGCUGCCGGUGGGUGGCAUCGCCGGCUACAUGCGGACGCGUUCCGCUCCGUCCCUGAUCGCCGGUGUCGGCCUGGGUCUCUCUUACGCUUACGCAGGCUACCUGAUCAAAGAGAACAAGGACUACGGCACGGAAUUGGCCCUGGGAAACAGUGUGGUCCUCCUCGUCUCCGGUCUCAUGCGGACGAUCAAGACCCGCGCUAAGGCUCCUAUCCCCAUGGCUUUGGGUGCCACGGGUCUGUUGGCGUCUUUCUACUAUCAGAAGAAGGUGCGCGAGUUUAGAUUCGGCGUGUAA